Messenger RNA from Trichomonas vaginalis G3, 1521 nucleotides. RefSeq names its product Ankyrin repeat family. The coding region runs from base 1 to 1521 and encodes 506 amino acids. Gene Ontology annotation, molecular function: protein binding. The record is from RefSeq and is a predicted model, not a curated record. The transcript has a single exon. Lineage: Eukaryota; Parabasalia; Trichomonadida; Trichomonadidae.
AUGUCUAUUCCUGUGACUAUGGGAGGAAUUCCUGUUGCAAGAUCCGAACAACUCGAUCUCCUCACAAAGGCGCAGUUUAUUCUUUCUAAAACAAAGACAAUGACUGAUGAAGAUAUCAUAAAUUCAUUAGGAUUUUUGAUACAGACAGAAGAUACGGAAACAUUCGACUUCUUAGUAAGAGAACUGACUGCUGCUUAUAUAGAUCCAACACAAAAUACUGAUGCAAUCUUAAAAACGAUUUUGUUUUAUUGCCGAGCAUACCCAAUAUUCAAGGAUGAGGCAUUAAAACUCUACGGAACAGCCAUUUCUGAUACAAGAAAAAAGAUUUAUCACUUCAGAAUACUUCGUUAUCUUCUUAAACAAGGAAUUUACGAAAUUAACGAUAUUAAAUUAAUAAUUUCAAAGUACCCAAUCUCAUAUGAAAACCAAUUCUAUCUUCUUAUACUUCAUUUUACUCCUGAGCUCGAAACAGAUGAUCCAGAGAAAUUUAAUCUUAUUUUAGAAAAAAUUCAAGGUUUCGAAUACCUCAGCCAAACAUAUCGUAGUCUUCUCGACGAAUACAUCAUCCAGCCACUAUCCACUUCCAAAUUUAACAAGCACAAAAAGUGGAUUCAUACAUCUGCCUUCCUUGAAUACGGUUUAGAGGAAGAUUCUAUCCUCAAGAAGGUCCUUGCAGGCGAUGAGAACGCUAUCCUGUCUUUCGCUAAAGGAGAAUUCGCAUUUUCCCAACCACCUUUAUAUCCAAACCAAUUUCUCGCAUACCAGCCACAUCCUUUGAUGAUUUGUGCAUUAUUCGGAUUGAUCAAGCCAAUAGCGACACAGCCAUACCUCUGCGCCCGUCUAAAAGACAAUACAAAUAAUCCAUUCCUUGUUUACGCAGCUGCCGGCGGUAAUGUUGCUAUUCUUGAGAUCCUUGCCCGUAAUCACGUCAUCCUUAUGAAGGAUCAGUCCGAGGAAGACGAAGAAGUUGCAAUUGCCCAUCCAAUCACCCGUGAACUUGGUCCAUUAGGCACAAGAGCGGCCGUUCCUUCAUCUUUGUGUCCUGCAGGUACGAAAUCCCAUGGCAAGAAUUUCGGCGCAUUAUCUGCAGCUGCAUCCAACAGACGCCUUGACGCAUUGUUCUGGCUCCUUGAGAAUACUAACUGCUCACAGAUCGAUUUGAAUAAUGCUCUCAUCGAAUCUGCAAGAGCAAACUUUUUAGCAGGAGUCAGAUUAUUAGUCAACAAAGGUGCGGAUAUAAACUGUAGAGGAUACGAUGAUGAAACACCUCUACACGCUGCUUGUGAGAAUGGAAGCAUCGAAGCGGCAAAGCAGAUCUUAAUUACUCCAGGAGUAGAUGUUGAAGUUAAAAAUGCCAAGAAACAGACAGUUUUUCACAUGGCAGCGUACAGCGGAAGUACAAGAAUGUACAAACUCAUUGAAGACAUGCAAGGAAUGGACAGCGCUUUGUUAGAUUGUUACAGGAACUCUCCAAAGACAAUCUUUGAGAGCACAGUGAAAGAAAUGCCAAAUGUUUUAUAA